Molecule: messenger RNA, 262 nt
Organism: Cicer arietinum (chickpea)
Lineage: Eukaryota; Viridiplantae; Streptophyta; Magnoliopsida; Fabales; Fabaceae
Source: RefSeq, a predicted model, not a curated record
AAAUCGAUGGAACACUCAAAGAAUCGUAAGGUGGUAAAUCAAGCUCUUCCUGUUUCACACAGCAUCACAAAAUCUGCUCAUACAAAUCGCAGAGCAUCAUUUCCAUUGCCAACAAGAGGUGGUAUUCAGCAGCCUCCUUUCAGGCAGACUGUUGGUUUACUUAGCAAUGUGUCUUCACUUGAUAUCUCAGUAAACUCUCCUCGUAUUGAUAAGAUAGUUGUUUUCCUAUGAGUGUAAGACAUGCAAAUAUGCAAAAGACCAU